UGUAGCUCGGUGGAGCUGCACGUUUCGACACCUGCUACUCUAAUACAUAAACUAAAGUGAUAAUUACACACGACGAGACGGACAAAUUAUACGCUGUGUUCCGAAAAUAAACGGCACGCGUGUGUGCGCCGCAGUGAUGAUGCAUGGGUGAUGUGAAAGUGGACGGAUGGGACGAAGCAUGGGACCGCCGGACGCAUGGGACUGUAACUAAUAAAUGCACCGAGACCUUAUCAAAGGAAGCCAUUUCGACUGCACUCGUAGUUUUUAUCUAGUGACUCAUGGAUAGUGAGUGUGUCGAAAUGGACCUAAGCACGAGGCAGAGAGACCCGCAGGAUAACGCCAAGAUGAGGGUCGCCAAAUCGGUCUUCUCCAUAAGGAGUCUCGUCGAUCUGGGCGACGCAGCCGAUGCCCCCGACGACGACGCCCCAAAAGAACCUGUCGCGUCCGAUAGGAACCCCGAAGUGAUGGGAGUCUCUGAAGAGGUCACGCCGAACGCCGGAGUCGAGCCGCGACCUCCGGGCCCGGACAACAGCGACGGAAGCGACCCGGAGCCGGACGAGUUCGCCCCCAAGAGGAAGCAGAGGCGGUACAGGACCACGUUCACCAGCUACCAGCUGGAGGAGCUGGAAAAAGCCUUUUCAAGGACGCACUACCCGGACGUGUUCACCAGAGAGGAACUUGCAAUGAAGAUAGGGCUAACAGAAGCUAGAAUACAGGUCUGGUUCCAGAACAGGCGAGCCAAAUGGCGCAAGCAGGAGAAAGUGGGCCCUCAGGGGCACCCCUACAACCCGUACCUAUCCCCAGGUGGCGGAGGCCCGGCCCCCUCGGUCGUCGCCCCCUCACUCCCCAACCCCUUCAACCUGCCUUUUGGGCUCCGGAAGCCCUUCGAUUCGCUCAGCUUCCGGUACCCUCCACAUAUCCUCCCGAGUUAUCUUCCGUCGCCCCCCGGGUACCACCGCGGGGGGCCCGCCUUGCUGCCCCCGUCGGUGAGUCUCUACCCCUCUGCCAGCUCCUUCCAGACUCUCCUGGCAAAUAUCUCGGCGGCGCAAAGGCCCAAACUGCCGGCGCAGGAAUUCACCACUUCGCCACCCUUGUCGCCAGGGGGCUCGGCGGUGACUCCUCCAGAUGUGGACCGCAGGAGCUCCAGUAUUGCCUCGCUGAGGCUCAAAGCUCGAGAGCAUGAAUUGAGACUGGAAAUGUUGAGGCAAAACGGGGAUUUGAUAAGUUGAGGGAGUCAGGGGGUGCAAUAGUGAUACAAAGCCAUUUUGUUGUUUUGAGUAUUAUAAACCGGCCCACUUGAUACGUACUUUUGUAAAUAAAUUAUGAUUUUGUUGCAGAUUGUAAUAAUCGUAGAUUAAGUUUUUUUUCUAUUUUUAAGUAGAUAGUAUUUAUUGAAAUUUAAUUGUGAGAUGACGUAACGAAUCCGUCCUGAUGUAUCAUGUACGUACUUAAAAAAAUCAAUAAAAAUAUUUUCUAAGAGUUUU
Tribolium madens (black flour beetle) is the source of this 1484-nucleotide messenger RNA. It is a transcript of the gene Al, whose product is annotated as homeobox protein aristaless-like. The record is from RefSeq and is a predicted model, not a curated record. NCBI's taxonomy places the organism in Eukaryota, Metazoa, Arthropoda, Insecta, Coleoptera, Tenebrionidae. Gene Ontology annotation, molecular function: DNA-binding transcription factor activity, RNA polymerase II-specific; RNA polymerase II transcription regulatory region sequence-specific DNA binding. The transcript has 5 exons. Gene Ontology annotation, biological process: regulation of transcription by RNA polymerase II. Bases 279 to 1229 code for a protein of 316 amino acids.